CCGCAUAUAAGAGCGGUGCGGCAGUGCAGCCGGCGCACUUCUCACUGAGACCCGUCACCCGGACUCUGCGUGAGACCCACCGCCCGGACUCACCAUGCGUGAAUGCAUUUCAGUCCACGUAGGGCAGGCAGGUGUCCAGAUGGGCAAUGCCUGCUGGGAGCUCUACUGUCUGGAACAUGGGAUUCAGCCUGAUGGGCAGAUGCCCAGUGACAAGACCAUUGGUGGGGGAGAUGAUUCCUUCACCACCUUCUUCUGUGAAACCGGAGCUGGAAAGCAUGUGCCCCGGGCAGUUUUUGUGGAUUUGGAACCCACUGUGAUUGAUGAGAUCCGAAAUGGCCCGUACCGGCAGCUCUUCCACCCAGAGCAGCUCAUCACUGGGAAAGAGGAUGCUGCGAACAACUAUGCUCGUGGUCAUUAUACCAUCGGCAAGGAGAUCAUUGACCCAGUACUGGACCGGAUCCGCAAGCUGUCUGACCAGUGCACAGGGCUUCAGGGCUUCCUGGUCUUCCACAGCUUCGGUGGGGGCACCGGCUCCGGCUUCACCUCCCUCCUGAUGGAGCGGCUCUCUGUCGACUAUGGCAAGAAAUCCAAGCUGGAGUUCUCCAUCUACCCAGCCCCCCAGGUGUCCACAGCCGUGGUCGAGCCCUACAACUCCAUCCUGACCACCCACACCACCCUGGAGCACUCAGACUGUGCCUUCAUGGUGGACAACGAGGCCAUCUAUGACAUCUGCCGCCGCAACCUGGACAUCGAGCGCCCCACCUACACCAACCUGAACCGCCUCAUCAGCCAGAUCGUCUCCUCCAUCACAGCUUCCCUGCGCUUUGACGGGGCCCUCAACGUGGACCUGACGGAGUUCCAGACCAACCUGGUGCCCUACCCGCGCAUCCACUUCCCCCUGGCCACCUACGCGCCAGUCAUCUCUGCAGAGAAGGCGUACCACGAGCAGCUGUCGGUGGCAGAGAUCACCAACGCCUGCUUCGAGCCGGCCAACCAGAUGGUGAAGUGCGACCCCCGUCAUGGCAAGUACAUGGCCUGCUGCCUGCUGUACCGUGGGGACGUGGUGCCCAAGGAUGUCAACGCCGCCAUCGCUGCCAUCAAGACCAAGCGCAGUAUUCAGUUUGUGGACUGGUGUCCCACGGGCUUCAAGGUUGGCAUCAACUACCAGCCGCCCACUGUGGUGCCCGGGGGUGACCUGGCCAAGGUGCAGCGUGCCGUGUGCAUGCUGAGCAACACGACCGCCAUUGCGGAGGCCUGGGCCCGUCUGGACCACAAGUUCGACCUGAUGUACGCCAAGAGGGCGUUUGUGCACUGGUAUGUGGGGGAGGGCAUGGAGGAGGGUGAGUUCUCUGAGGCCCGGGAGGAUAUGGCUGCCCUGGAGAAGGAUUACGAGGAAGUGGGCAUCGACUCCUAUGAGGAUGAGGAUGAGGGAGAAGAAUAGACCAGCUGCCUGGAGCCUACUGUGUUUAUUGCAAAAUCCUUUCGAAAUAAACAGUUUCCUUGCACGGUU
This is a messenger RNA of Artibeus jamaicensis (Jamaican fruit-eating bat), 1510 nucleotides long. Its product is annotated as tubulin alpha-4A chain. Gene Ontology annotation, molecular function: structural constituent of cytoskeleton; GTP binding. The coding region runs from base 95 to 1441 and encodes 448 amino acids. Gene Ontology annotation, biological process: microtubule cytoskeleton organization; mitotic cell cycle. Gene Ontology annotation, cellular component: cytoplasm; microtubule. The record is from RefSeq and is a predicted model, not a curated record. Lineage: Eukaryota; Metazoa; Chordata; Mammalia; Chiroptera; Phyllostomidae. The transcript is spliced from 4 exons.